This is a messenger RNA of Impatiens glandulifera, 2344 nucleotides long. RefSeq names its product flocculation protein FLO11. The record is from RefSeq and is a predicted model, not a curated record. The transcript has 5 exons. Gene Ontology annotation, cellular component: cortical microtubule. NCBI's taxonomy places the organism in Eukaryota, Viridiplantae, Streptophyta, Magnoliopsida, Ericales, Balsaminaceae. Bases 266 to 2086 code for a protein of 606 amino acids. Gene Ontology annotation, biological process: cortical microtubule organization.
UUUUUCGCUAACAUGGAAGGAAGUAUAGAUUAGAUAGUUACAGGAUUCUACACUGUCUCUCUCUCUCUCUCCUUCUGCAGAUCUUAGAAAGCGAAACUUCAGCCUCACUUCUAUCGUUCCCUUCCUUAACUACAGAUCUACUCUCCCUCUCAUUCGCUCUUCCCAUCAUGACUCAUACAAAACGAAUUCGGCCUCAUUUCUUCACCAACUGAGAAGCUUAUUCCCCUGCUCUUCGUCUGUCUUGUCAGAACGUUCAAUUUUAAACAUGAAUCGAUCCUUGAAGGAAUUCUCAACCGGCGGUAGGAAUGUUCCAGUCGGUGCACUGCACCGACGAGGUCUUAGUCUCAAUGGAAUGUCUAAGGAUUCUGAUGAUAAUAAACUGGAUCUGUUUUCUAAGAACCGUCGGAGUUUAUCUGUUGUUUCCUCUGAUGAAUCGGACGUUUCGGUGAAAUUGGGGAGACUUUCAGUUGGAUCAGUCAAAUUGACUAGGAAUGGUGCCGAAGAUCUACUAACAUCAACUGAUGGUGGAAAACAUGAUUAUGAUUGGCUUCUUACUCCUCCAGAAACUCCUCUUUUUCCUUCAUCGGAUGGAUCUGAUACUCGGGCAUCAUUAGCUUCUUCAAGAAAAAGCUUGUCUAGAUCAUCUUCCACUGCUAAGGCAUCAAGACUAUCAGUCUCGCAUUCAGAGAGCAAUCACGCAUCAUCCAGACCAGUAAGAAGCAGCUCAGUGACCCGUCCUUCAGUUUCCAGUUCACAGUAUAGUUCGUAUACAAAUAAAUCAUCCUCGAUCCUCAAUACUAGCUCGGCUUCAGUUUCAUCUUAUACAACAAGACCAUCCACCCCAACUCGCUCUUCUUCAUCUAUUACAAGACCAUCCACACCAUCUGGCCGUUCAGUUUCCUCUCGAUCCUCAACUCCAUCAAGAACUCGUCCAGGGCCACCCAGCUCAUCAAUGGAUAGAACUACUAAACCAUCCCAAACUUCAAGGCCCUCAACUCCCAGUUCUUCUAGAUCUCAAAUUCCUGCCACCCUAAACUCAAUAGCUCCUCGAGCUGUAUCUCGACCGUCAACACCUACACGUAGGAAUCCACCACCAACUUUAUCAUCUCCAACAACAACAUCCGCUCUUUCCCCAUCAAACGGGCGUUAUCUAACAAACGGGCAGCCUGCAAGAACAUCAAUAUCCCGUCCUAGCUCCCCUAGUUCACGAGCUGGACCAACAGCACCUUCUUCCAGGCCAAGUUCACCUAGUUCGCGAUCUCGACCAACAGUUCCCUUGAUCCUCCCUGAUUUCCUUCUCGAUGUACCGCCAAAUUUAAGGACAACCUUACCAGAUAGGCCACUCUCUGCUGGUCGCUCUAGACCGGGCUCAGUUUCAAAGGUUAGUUUGGAGUCUCCUCCAACUCCUGCUAAUUUAACCAGAAGACAGUCAUCCCCCAUUCUUAACAGGGGAAGGCUAACGGAAACCAAUACUAGGGGGCGUGCGAAUGGGAAUGGCCAAGCUACUGAUGGAUUUGAAUCCCGCAAAGUUGGGUAUGUCUCGGACUCAUCAUUAACCUCGAGGAAACCAAUAAAGAGUUCUAACAUAUCUUCUGCCAUGGAGAGUACUGGAUUUGGAAGAAACAUCUCAAAGAAGUCAAUGGACAUGGCUAUGAGACACAUGGAUAUCAGAAACGGAACCACCACCAGCAACAACAUUCGAUCGCUCACAGGCUCGUCACUUUUCCCUCAAAGCAUUCGGUCAGCCAACAAUAAUAACAAAGGGCAAUCAACUCGCGCAUACAGUCACAAUUCAAAUGGAAACCUGUUGUCUCCAUACGACAACGGUCACAUUAUGGAAAACAGUGAUUAUAUAAAUCGGUAUCCUGAAAAUGGAUUCGAGAACAGCAAUGGAAACGGGAGACUAUCAUCUGCUAGAAUGAGUCAUGAACCAGAUAUAUAUGAAAGUUCACGAUACGAUGCCAUCCUGUUGAAAGAGGACUUGAAGAAUACGAAUUGGUUACAUAGUAUUGAUGACAAGUCUGAUCAAAGUUCCAUAUUUGAUCAUGGUUUCGAGCUUCUACCUGAACCGUUUGAUCCUUUAUAACAGACAUGAAUGAAGAAAAACAAAAGCAGGUUCUUCUUUUUACUUGCAUGUAUUUUAUUCUAUUUUUAUUAUGUGGUUUUCUUUAUAAUGGUUUUUUUUUAUCUCUAAGAAAUGGUAGUGUAUUUAUUUAUUUUUCAAAUUUGAAAACUUUUAAAUUACCUGAAGAUGCAUUUAUGUACUACUAGGCUACUACUAUUGUUUCAUUCUGAUGUGACUUGUGAGGUAUGAGAAAAUUAAGGAUGCCCUUGUUUUGUUGUA